GAUUGGCUGAACCGGAGCAGACCGCGUGACGUCACCGCGUGCCGUCUCUGUGGAUGUGCCGGAGCCUGUCUUAAACCUGCUGCGGGACUGAGACACAACCGCGACUAUUCUGCUCCAAAACAGCGUCUAAAACCGCAACUAAAGCCAUGUCUGACUUCUCUGAUGACCAGAUUAUAGAGUUCAAGGAGGCGUUCAUGCUGUUCGAUCGCACCGGAGAAGGAAAGAUCUGCUUCAGUCAGUGUGGAGACGUCAUGAGAGCUCUGGGACAAAACCCCAUCAACGCCGAGGUCCUCAAGGUCCUCGGGAACCCCAAGAUGGAAGAGAUGAACUACAAGAUGUUGGACUUUGAGCAGUUCUUGCCGAUGCUUCAGGCCAUCGCCAAAAACAAAGAGCAGGGGUCGUUCGAGGACAUCGUGGAGGGUCUGCGGGUCUUCGACAAAGAGGGAAACGGGACAGUGAUGGGGGCGGAGCUACGGCACGUCCUCACCACUCUGGGUGAGAAAAUGUCUGAGGAGGAGGUGGAGACUCUUUUAGCUGGACAUGAAGACGCCAACGGCUGCAUAAACUAUGAAGACCUCGCGCGAAUGGUCAUGAACGGCUGAAGUCUGGACCACAGCUGACCACACCAGACCUCCGCUUUAAAUCCUCCAUGUUUUUGUUUCGUCUUGUGUCUGAGCCAUGUGUAGUUUCUUCAGUCCCUCUGUUUUGUUUUCGGUCCUGGUGCCUUUUGUCCCUCGUGAAUCUGAAACGUUUAUUUCUGCUUCUGGCGAGAGUCUUUUGGACUGUACCAGUGUGGAUAUGUGAAUAUGAAAAUGUGAAAAUGUGAACUCAGUAUUGAAUAAAAUGCCAUGUUUUACCAUUUGG
Periophthalmus magnuspinnatus is the source of this 864-nucleotide messenger RNA. RefSeq names its product myosin, light chain 6, alkali, smooth muscle and non-muscle (gene myl6). Gene Ontology annotation, cellular component: myosin II complex. The transcript has 6 exons. Bases 147 to 602 code for a protein of 151 amino acids. NCBI's taxonomy places the organism in Eukaryota, Metazoa, Chordata, Actinopteri, Gobiiformes, Gobiidae. Gene Ontology annotation, molecular function: calcium ion binding; structural constituent of muscle. The record is from RefSeq and is a predicted model, not a curated record.